This is a messenger RNA of Coregonus clupeaformis (lake whitefish), 1052 nucleotides long. RefSeq names its product thiamin pyrophosphokinase 1-like. The record is from RefSeq and is a predicted model, not a curated record. NCBI's taxonomy places the organism in Eukaryota, Metazoa, Chordata, Actinopteri, Salmoniformes, Salmonidae. The transcript is spliced from 9 exons. Gene Ontology annotation, molecular function: thiamine diphosphokinase activity; thiamine binding; ATP binding. Gene Ontology annotation, biological process: thiamine metabolic process; thiamine diphosphate biosynthetic process. The coding region runs from base 1 to 972 and encodes 323 amino acids.
AUGCCUGAGGAAGACCUAAGGGUCGAAAUUAAAGCUCUCGAUCUCCCUCCCUACUCUCUCUCUCUGUCUUUCUGUCUUUCACCAGGCACACAGAAAAUAUGUCUGAUCAUUCUCAACCAGCCUUUGGAAAAAGACUACCUGCACACACACUGGAGUAAAGAUCUCCUGCGGGCGUGUGCAGAUGGGGAAGCCAACCAGCUGUAUGUCAUCACCGCUGGACAACGAGACAGUUUUCUCCCAGACUACAUCAGUGGGGACUUUGAUUCUAUUACUGCAGAGGUCAAAGCAUUCUACACAGAGAAGGAGUGUCAGUUAACAGAGAGAUCAGAUCAGGAGCUGACUGACUUCACUAAAUGCCUGGCCAUCAUGGUGGAUGAGAUCAAGAGACAACCGCUUCAGGUGGAUACUAUAGUGACUCUUGGUGGUCUGGCAGGAAGGUUUGACAAGACCCUGGCUUCAGUAGAGACGCUGUACCAUGCCCUCAACAUGACACAACUACCUCUGGUGGUUCUACAGGAAUGCAGUCUAGCCUACCUGCUACGUCCGGGCAGGAGACACAGGUUGGGAGUGAAUACAGGACUGGAGGGGAAAUGGUGCAGUCUAAUACCUAUAGGAGGACCGUGCAGAACACACACCACUGGACUCAAAUGGAAUAAUGACAACCAGGUGCUGCAGUUCGGGAGGCUGGUGAGCACGUCCAACACCUACGAGCCCGUCACCCAGGGAGACCAGAGGAAGCCUCUAACCGUGACUAUGGACCAGCCGCUGCUCUGGAGCAUGGGCAUCUGCAGGGACAAGAAAUUACAUCAUCGACCAGGAUGCUCCACCCUCUGCCAGCACGGGGGGACGACGAUAUACUCUCAAUGGUGGAUUGUAGGGUGCAAGUCUACGGUUUGGAACCCAGCCCCAAUGUUACUUCACCGUAGUCUCUUAACAGACAACAUUCACCACAGGCGGCUGGUGGCACCUUAAUCGGGGAGGACGGCUCAUAGUAAUGGCUGGAACGGAAUCAAACACAUGAAACACAUUGUUUCCAUGCGUUUGAUACCACU